AUGGACACACAACCCUUAGCAGGUAUUAUUGGGAAAAGUAUAAAGAAAGCACCAAUGAAGACACAGUUGAAGAGUUAUCCUGAAACAGAUACAGUACACUUGACAGACAUGUUCAGAGGUGGUAAAGUAUUUAAUGCAAUGAAGACACAACCACAGAGUCACCAUGAUUCUAACACAGAGCCCUUGGUAGUUGCUAUUGCAAGAGGCAUAAUAAUGGGCUCAGACGGGCCACAAUUAGAGAGCCCACCAGAUACUGACAAAGAACUCUUGGCUGAUACUGUUGGCGAAAGUAUACUGAAGGAGCCAGUGAAGACACAGUUCAUGGGUGUUCCUGGUAUGAGUUUACUUAAAAACAAGGGUAUGUUCAUGCAGCAUCAAAAAGAUAUUUACAAGCACCCUGUGCUAAGUAAACUCCCAACAAAACUGUUUUUGGAAAAUCAAGAAAACUUUGAAGACUCUUCACCCUAUUUGACAGAACCUCCAAAGGCAAUUCACAACACAUCUAAAAUUGCUUCGCAGAAUUCCAGAUUUACUCCAUUUCCUCCACUGAAUAAAAUGCCAUCAGCAGCAGUUCUUAACGGCUUCCCGGCCAUUCUUGCUCACUUUGUCGUUGAGGAAAGCAAUGCCUAA
This is a messenger RNA of Octodon degus (degu), 630 nucleotides long. Its product is annotated as coiled-coil domain-containing protein 7-like. Bases 1 to 630 code for a protein of 209 amino acids. Lineage: Eukaryota; Metazoa; Chordata; Mammalia; Rodentia; Octodontidae. The record is from RefSeq and is a predicted model, not a curated record. The transcript is spliced from 8 exons.